Messenger RNA from Protopterus annectens (West African lungfish), 1957 nucleotides. RefSeq names its product major facilitator superfamily domain containing 2A (gene MFSD2A). Gene Ontology annotation, biological process: carbohydrate transport. The record is from RefSeq and is a predicted model, not a curated record. Gene Ontology annotation, molecular function: lysophospholipid:sodium symporter activity. The coding region runs from base 39 to 1619 and encodes 526 amino acids. Lineage: Eukaryota; Metazoa; Chordata; Ceratodontiformes; Protopteridae. Gene Ontology annotation, cellular component: membrane. The transcript is spliced from 14 exons.
GUCAUUCUGAAAGGCAAAUCUCUGAAACUCAUACAAGCAUGGCAAAGGGAGAAGGAGGGGAGAAUUGUUCAGCUAAAGAACUACUAAAAAGUCCAGAAAUUCUAAACUCGGACCAUAUCAAGUUGGACAAGAACAAUGGGAAACCAAUGCUGUCUGUCUGUAAUAAAAUCUGUUAUGCAAUUGGUGGUGCACCAUACCAAAUCACUGGCUCUGCAAUUGGCUUCUUCUUACAGAUCUAUCUCUUGGAUGUAACCCUGCUGGAUCCCUUCAAUGCCUCAAUCAUCCUGUUUGUGGGACGAGCGUGGGAUGCCAUCACUGAUCCCACAGUGGGAUUCUUUGUUAGCAGAAGCAAGUGGAUGAAAUUUGGUCGACUGCUGCCAUGGAUAGUGAUGUCCACCCCAUUUGCUGUGACCACCUAUUUGCUGAUGUGGUAUGUGCCAAAUAUUUCCACGGGGAAGCUGUUUUGGUAUCUGAUCUUCUAUUGCCUCUUUCAGACACUAAUGACGUGUUUCCACGUGCCUUAUUCUGCACUGACAAUGUUUAUUAGCAAUGAUCAGACUGAGAGGGACUCUGCCACAGCAUAUAGAAUGACCGUGGAGGUGUUAGGAACCGUCUUGGGGACUGCCAUCCAAGGGCAGAUUGUGGGUAACUCAAAUGCUCCAUGCAUUGCAAGUCUAGAGCUGAAUCUGACAGUAUCAUCAGAGGAGAUCAACAUCACUCACCAGAUAUCCCUUGAACAAACGAGGAAAGCAUACAUGAUUGCUGCUGGAGUAAUUUGUAUAAUCUACGUUAUUUGUGCUGCAGUCCUUUUUUAUGGUGUACAAGAGAUACGAGAUACUCAUGGAAAGAGCUCAAAGAGAGCUAUACCAUUUUUCCAAGGUUUGAAGAUGGUAAUGCAACAUGGACCCUACGUCAAACUCAUUCUUGGAUUCCUGUUCACCUCCCUUGCAUUUAUGUUGCUGGAAGGAAACUUUGCCCUGUUUUGUAUCUAUACCCUGGGAUUCCGGGACCACUUUCAGAACAUUCUUCUGCUGAUUAUGCUCUCUGCUACAUUGACAAUCCCUUUCUGGCAGUGGUUUCUAUCGAGAUUUGGCAAGAAGACAUCUUGCUACAUUGGCAUCUCAUCUGCAAUUCCCUUCCUGAUCCUGAUUGUAACAAUAAAGAGUAACCUCGUUGUAGCCUACUUGGUGUCUGUUGCUGCUGGUGUCAGUGUUGCAGCAGCCUUUUUAUUGUCAUGGUCCAUGCUUCCUGAUGUGAUUGAUGAUUUUAACUUAAAGUAUCCAGACUAUCCAGGAUUGGAGGCUAUUUUCUAUUCCUUCUAUGUCUUCUUCACCAAGUUUGCAUCUGGAGUAUCUCUGGGUGUGUCCACACUUAGCCUCGAUUUUGCAGGCUAUCUAACAAGAGGAUGCGUACAGCCAAACACUGUUGAUACAACCCUUAAAAUCCUGGUGUGUCCAUUGCCUGUUGCCCUAAUACUUGUGGGUCUUUUCUUUUUUAAACUGUAUCCCAUUGAUGAGGAAACCAGAAGGAAAAACAAAAAACUCUUAGAAGAUUUGAGAAUAAAUGAGUCUGACACAGAUUCGUCAGAUACCUACAGUAACAAGAGCACACCUGUAUAGCAAAGUUUAGUGCCUGUCAAGAACCCAGCCAAGGUGUUAAAUGUUGAUUGAUGGAUGUCCUGCUGCUAUGUUCCUGUAGUUCAAGACCAAAAGCACUUCAAGACAGCUCAGGUUCAAAUUAAAUCUGUAUUAUGGACUGGAUAUGGACUUCAGUGUCCUGAAUUAAUAAUUGGUGCUUUUCUUUUUAUACUAAAUCAGCAACAACAAAGAUCUGAUAAAGCCAUCAGCCCAUUAGCUGUAGUGCAUUCUGGUAACACCAGGAUGCUCCGUGUUCAGUGUACAUUACACUAUUAAGCUGUAAAUUGUAAAUAUUAUGUAAAUAAAUAUAUUUAUGUGUA